Messenger RNA from Onychostoma macrolepis, 1930 nucleotides. It is a transcript of the gene cgasa, whose product is annotated as cyclic GMP-AMP synthase a. Gene Ontology annotation, cellular component: cytosol; nucleus; site of double-strand break. Lineage: Eukaryota; Metazoa; Chordata; Actinopteri; Cypriniformes; Cyprinidae. The record is from RefSeq and is a predicted model, not a curated record. Gene Ontology annotation, molecular function: double-stranded DNA binding; chromatin binding; 2',3'-cyclic GMP-AMP synthase activity. The transcript is spliced from 5 exons. Bases 100 to 1923 code for a protein of 607 amino acids. Gene Ontology annotation, biological process: positive regulation of type I interferon production; negative regulation of double-strand break repair via homologous recombination; cellular response to exogenous dsRNA.
CACAGCACAACCACCUGUAUCCUGAUGUCACAGUUCUCUGUAACAGAAAGCUUCCUUUAAUGCACAACUGCGCGCGUCGCCGCUCACACACCAGCCAUCAUGAACAAGAGAAGACCGGGCAGCUUCCGCGCGACAAGCCCUGACCAACACAAAGCCAAAGCUCAAACAAAAGCAAAUGGGAAGAGUAAAGAGCAGGGAGAUCAGCAUAAGACUGACAGGGAGGAUAAGUCUCCGGAGCGCUCAGAGGCCAAGAGCGCGCCAAAACGGGAAAGCAGGAAGCAACAGAGUAAAAAGGAGAAAGAUCCUCAUGACAAACCUAAUGAAACCCCAGCACCAAAACGGGGAACUAGUAAUCGACACAGUAAAAAGCAGACAGCCAGGCAGUCUCCGGAGAUCUCCGAGAGUAAGUACGAAGAAAACGGGGCUUCUGUUCCCAGUAACGCAAACAAAGUUGCCGAGACCGAGAGACAAGACAGUGCACAAAGCAAGCAUCAGAGUAAAAAGUCUGAGUGUGAAAGUGAAGGCAAACCACGGCAGACCGUCGAGAGCAAAUCCGAUGGAAAACCAGCACCAAAACGUCAGAGCACAAAGGAGAGAGCUCCUUUAAACCUAGACAAAGAAGAAUCUCCGGAGAGCCCCAAAAGUAAAUUGGAAGCAAAACCUAGAGGGCGGCAUGAAUCUGCUAUUAAAACAGAUUUUUCUGACUCGAGUGACGCUCAGGACGCUUCUCCAGCGGUUUGCGCGCACAGCUCGGAUCGCCAAAAGAAAAGCGCAGAACAAACUGCAACGAGAGGACUAAGAGUCGAUGACACACUGGGAAAGGUUCUUAAGGCAACUAUUGACAAAUUAAAGAUCAAGAAGAACGAGCGGUCUAAUGCGUCCAGUCGUGUUAAUGACAUAACAGAUAAAGUCAUUGCACACCUGAAACGAAACACGACCUGGUGUGAAGAGAUCGAGAGUUUACGAACUGGAAGUUAUUAUGAAAACCUUAAAAUUUGUGAACCAGAUGAAUUUGAUGUGAUGCUGACUAUUCCUGUGGAGCGAGUGGACAUUCAGGAGUUUGGUGAGGCCGGAGCAUUUUACAGUAUUGCAUUGAAACGACAUAAGAGACAUCCUCUGGACAGAUUCCUAAAUGAAGACAAGACCAUUCAGGCCAGCGAAAUGCUGAGUGAAUUCAGAGAUGCCGUCAAGAAGGCUGUGGAGAAACUCCCAUACCAAAUUGACAUACAGCGAAAAAAGCCAAAAUGCCCUGCAGUGACGCUGAAAGUAAAAAUGGAAGAAAAAGGAAAGAUCAUUUCUGUCGACUUCGUUCUUGGUCUUAAGGUUCAUCGUGCAAGCUGGCCAGACUUUACAAAAGAUGGCUUCAAAAUAGAAAACUGGCUUGGUAAAAAGGAGAAAGUACAUAUGAAGCAGCAACCAUUCUACCUGGUGCCUAAAUAUGAGGGAAAGGGAAACGCAGAGCAUGAUGGAGUUAUUGCAAAAGAUGCCUGGCGAAUUUCUUUUUCGCACGUCGAGAAAAUAAUUCUGAAAAAGCACGGCCACGCCAAGACAUGCUGUGAACACGUUACACAGAAAUGUUGCCGGAAGGAGUGUCUAAAGCUCCUAAAGUAUCUUCUUCAACAGCUCAAAGAGGACGACUCCAAAUCCAGUAAGAUGUCCAGCUUCUGCUCCUAUCAUGCAAAGACCACCCUUCUCCAUGCUUGUGCUACAAGGGGAACUGACCACGAGUGGGCAUACAGUCAGCUGGCCGACUGCUUCCAGCAGCUUUUGGAAGACUUUGUGAAACACCUGAGAAAUCGUCAUCUCCCUAACUUUUUCAUUCCAUCCCAUAAUCUCUUACAUCAAGCCUCUCCGAGUAGCUGUGAUUUCCUGGCAAAUGAAAUUGAGUUUCAGCGCAAUAAUAACUUUCCUAUAUUCAGUUAAUUUUGAU